CUUUAUUCAAAAGCAAACUACUCUGGCAGUAGUUGUCCUUCUACUACUUAAAUCGUCAAUUUUUUAUCUGUCCCAGAUAUACACCAGUUCAAUCGCAAUGCGCUUCUCAAUCGCAGCCCUCACUCUCCUCCUCACUCUCGCCGCAGCGGCACCUCACAACCGCAACGCAGCUACGACUACAGACUCGACAGAAGUAGCAUCAACCCAGAACAAUAACAAAGAUGUCACGAAUGACAAUACGGAUGAUGCAGCGGGGGCUGCGGACGCUACCGGUGCUAAGAGUGCCACGAACGAUGAUGAUGAUGAUGCAGAUAUCGCCGGCAUUAUUGCACAGCUCCAAGAAACAUUCGACCGAGACAAUCCGAACGGUACGCCAACGAGCCCUGGAGACCCAGAUGAUUUGAAUGGCGAUGGAAUUAUCAAUGUGUUUGAAGCGGGUGCUCAGGCGAGCUAGAAUUUCAGUGCUGGGCUGGAGAUAGACUUCAAGUUGUAGUAAAGCGGAUUGGCAACAUUCUCGAAAGAAAGUGUAUUACAAUUCCCUCGGGGCCUCAUAUGGCACGUCAAGUCCUACUACGAGGCAUGCUCUAUAUGAUGUAUUUGAUCCAAACGUUGAGAAUGCUACUGCCUCGUGAAAACUGAUAGUUGCAUCUAUCAUCAAUUGAUGAC
Messenger RNA from Cadophora gregata, 666 nucleotides. RefSeq lists its product as uncharacterized. The record is from RefSeq and is a predicted model, not a curated record. The transcript has a single exon. The coding region runs from base 98 to 454 and encodes 118 amino acids. Lineage: Eukaryota; Fungi; Ascomycota; Leotiomycetes; Helotiales; Ploettnerulaceae.